GCCGAUUGGAUAAGAUUCCCGGGUUUAAUACAUCAAACCUGGCGGGUUUAAGGCAUUUGCUGUCUUAUAUUACUUGUUCAAACGUCAUUUAGAUUUAAAAUCCACCAUCUUUAUAUUAUUUUGCUAUAUAACAUCAAUCAAUAUGCACGUGAUUAAGAGAGAUGGACGCCAGGAGCGUGUUAUGUUUGAUAAGAUCACUUCUCGAAUUCAGAAGCUCUGCUAUGGACUCAACGCUGAUUUUGUUGAUCCGACUCAGAUUACCAUGAAGGUGAUCCAGGGUCUGUACAGCGGAGUGACCACCGUUGAGCUGGACACACUGGCUGCAGAGACGGCAGCAACACUCACCACCAAACACCCAGACUAUGCCAUCCUGGCAGCCCGCAUCGCAGUGUCCAAUCUGCACAAGGAGACCAAGAAGGUCUUCAGUGAUGUUAUGGAGGACCUCUACAACUUUGUUAACCCCCUGAAUGGAAGACACUCGCCUAUGAUUUCCAAGGAGACACUCGACAUAAUUAUGGAACAUAAGGAUCGCCUCAAUUCAGCCAUCAUCUAUGACCGGGAUUUCUCCUACAACUUCUUUGGCUUUAAGACCCUGGAGCGCUCGUAUCUGCUUAAGAUCAAUGGAAAAGUUGCAGAGCGGCCUCAGCACAUGCUGAUGAGAGUUUCAGUCGGCAUCCAUAAGGAAGACAUCGCUGCUGCCAUUGAGACCUACAACCUUCUGUCUGAGAAGUGGUUUACUCACGCUUCCCCUACACUGUUCAACGCAGGCACCAACCGGCCUCAGCUUUCCAGUUGUUUCCUACUGUCUAUGAAAGAUGACAGCAUCGAGGGAAUCUACGACACUCUGAAGCAAUGUGCGCUUAUCUCCAAAUCCGCUGGGGGCAUCGGGGUGGCUGUGAGCUGCAUUAGAGCCACAGGCAGCUACAUCGCAGGAACAAAUGGCAAUUCUAAUGGUUUGGUCCCUAUGUUGCGAGUGUACAACAACACAGCUCGAUAUGUUGACCAGGGAGGAAACAAGAGACCUGGAGCUUUUGCCAUGUACCUGGAACCCUGGCACUUUGACAUUUUUGACUUCCUGGAGCUGAAGAAGAACACUGGUAAAGAAGAGCAAAGAGCCAGGGACCUGUUCUAUGCACUCUGGAUCCCUGAUCUCUUCAUGAAGAGAGUAGAGACCAAUGGGGACUGGUCCCUUAUGUGCCCGAAUGACUGUCCGGGUCUGAAUGAAUGCUGGGGAGAAGAGUUUGAAAAGCUUUACACAAGUUAUGAGGAAGAGGGGAAAGCAAAGCGUGUGGUGAAGGCUCAGCAGCUGUGGUACGCCAUCAUCGAGUCUCAGACGGAGACGGGCACUCCCUACAUGCUGUAUAAGGACGCCUGUAAUCGCAAGAGCAACCAGCAGAACCUGGGUACUAUUAAAUGCAGUAACCUGUGCACAGAGAUUGUGGAAUACACCAGCAAGGAUGAGGUGGCUGUGUGCAAUCUUGCAUCUCUUGCUCUGAACAUGUACGUAACACCUGAGAGAACAUUCGAUUUCCAGAAGUUGGCGUCUGUCACAAAGGUCAUUGUUAGGAACUUGAACAAAAUCAUUGACAUCAAUUACUAUCCAGUGCCAGAGGCAGAGAAAUCAAACAAACGCCACAGGCCCAUUGGUAUCGGAGUGCAGGGGCUGGCCGAUGCCUUUAUACUGAUGCGUUUCCCUUUUGAGAGUACAGAAGCUCAGCUGCUCAACAUCCAAAUCUUUGAAACGAUCUACUAUGCAGCACUGGAGUCUAGCUGUGAGCUGGCAGAAGAACAUGGCCCGUAUGAGACCUACGCUGGCUGUCCUGUUAGCAAGGGUAUCCUGCAGUAUGACAUGUGGAACAAGACACCAACAGACUUGUGGGACUGGAAGGCCCUGAAGGAGAAGAUUGCAAAGCAUGGGAUACGCAACAGUCUGCUCUUGGCUCCCAUGCCCACUGCUUCCACUGCACAGAUUCUGGGCAACAAUGAGUCCAUUGAGCCCUACACCAGCAACAUCUACACACGCCGCGUGCUGUCUGGAGAGUUUCAGAUUGUGAACCCUCACUUGAUGAAAGAUCUCACAGAGCGAGGACUAUGGGACGAGGACAUGAAGAACCAACUGAUUGCUCAUAACGGAUCCAUCCAGGAAAUCUCCACAAUUCCAGAUGACUUAAAGGAGUUGUAUAAGACAGUAUGGGAGAUUUCACAAAAAGUGGUCAUUAAGAUGGCUGCAGACAGAGGAGCUUUCAUUGACCAGAGCCAGUCACUUAAUAUCCACAUUGCUGAGCCCAACUAUGGAAAACUCACCAGUAUGCACUUCUAUGGCUGGAAGCAGGGACUAAAGACUGGCAUGUACUACCUCAGGACAAAACCAGCUGCCAACCCUAUCCAGUUUACCCUGAACAAGGAGAAACUGAAGGUAGUGCAGGAAACCAAAAACAGUGAGGAGGAGAUUAAGGAGAGGAACAAAGCUGCUAUGGUGUGCUCUCUGGAGAAUAGGGAUGAGUGUCUGAUGUGUGGCUCUUAGACACUUUCUUCUUUUCCUCAUUGUGUCUUCCUCCGUUCUUGGUCAGGUGUUUAAUAACUGAUGAACUGAAGAAGGUUUAACUUUGCUAUAAGUCUAUCUGGUUUCUUAUAAAUAUGAUAUUGUCUGGGAUACAAAGCAUAUGUACAGUUAUUUCACUUGGCUACAUGGUGUAACAGUAUUGUAUAGAUUUUUUAUCUUGGUAUGACCAACAUAAUUCAUGUAUCAAGGUACAAAGAGCAAAAAGUAGCCAGGUGAUACAUUUUGCAUAAAGGUCUUCGAACACUUUCUAGUAUUUUUAAUACAUCUGUAUUAAAAAAAAUAUAUAUCUUUUUUUAUGUGAUAAAACAAUUUAGAAUAAAAUGAGUGAAUAUUGA
Molecule: messenger RNA, 2898 nt
Organism: Tachysurus fulvidraco (yellow catfish)
Lineage: Eukaryota; Metazoa; Chordata; Actinopteri; Siluriformes; Bagridae
Gene: rrm1
Product: ribonucleotide reductase M1 polypeptide
Exons: 19
Coding region: 143-2524 (793 amino acids)
Biological process (GO): deoxyribonucleotide biosynthetic process; DNA replication
Cellular component (GO): ribonucleoside-diphosphate reductase complex
Molecular function (GO): ribonucleoside-diphosphate reductase activity, thioredoxin disulfide as acceptor; ATP binding
Source: RefSeq, a predicted model, not a curated record